Messenger RNA from Ipomoea triloba (trilobed morning glory), 896 nucleotides. RefSeq lists its product as uncharacterized. Gene Ontology annotation, molecular function: structural constituent of ribosome. The record is from RefSeq and is a predicted model, not a curated record. Gene Ontology annotation, biological process: mitochondrial translation. Gene Ontology annotation, cellular component: mitochondrial large ribosomal subunit; ribosome. Lineage: Eukaryota; Viridiplantae; Streptophyta; Magnoliopsida; Solanales; Convolvulaceae. The coding region runs from base 114 to 653 and encodes 179 amino acids. The transcript is spliced from 2 exons.
AUUGUGCGUAGCUCACGCAAACCCUCACUAGGCAUCAGUUUACCAGUACUGUACCACUUCGUAAACGCAUACUCCAGCUCCAGCGGCCAUUGAUAGGGAACUCAUAGUUUGCAAUGGGGAGCAGAUUGGGAAGAAGAAUAGUACACUUUGCUAACUUACCCAUUAAACUCCUUAUGCCGUCCUCGUUCGAAAAUAUUACCGAGAUUGCUCUCAAAACCAUCCCUUCCGCUUCCAAGAUUGAGAUAAAGAGGGUUUUGGAGUCACUCUACGGAUUCGAAGUGGAGAAGGUCCAAACCCUGAACAUGGAUGGGAAGAAGAAGAAACGAGGCGGGUUGUUGAUCGCCAAGCCUGACUACAAAAAGGCCUAUGUUACCCUGAAGAACCCUUUGUCCAUCUCACCGGAGUUUUACCCGAUCAGAAUAAUCGAACAGAUUAAACAAGAAACGAGCAAGCAAUCGAAAUCCAGCAUAGUUGAGGAUGGUGAACCAAAGAAGGCACAUUGGCUUGAUGAUAGGAAAGAUGGGAAAUCGAGGCCCCAUGGGAGAUACGGUCGUGGCCAUGGUGUAAAUCGAACCAGGAAUGCUGGUAGUGGUGUUGAUGCUGCAACCGCAAAGUUUCCGUGGAGCAGCAUGAAGUCUUUUGCUGGCAGGUAGGAUUUAAAUUUGUUAUGAAAAAGAAAUCUAUUGCAUUCAUAGAAAUGGUGCCCUGAAACUGCUUUCAUUAGUUGUUUUGCUAAUAAUUGGUGUUGAUACUAAUUUUUGAAUAUAUCAGCUUACUGAAAAAGUAGUUUAGACUUGUAUACUUGUUCUUUUUUUGCUGUGCUUCUGUGAUUUGAAGUGCUAUUUACUAUUUACUUGAGAUAUGUUUAUGCUUGAAGUUUGAUAUUUCCAAUCAAA